Messenger RNA from Arabidopsis thaliana (thale cress), 784 nucleotides. RefSeq names its product thylakoid lumenal P17.1 protein. The transcript is spliced from 4 exons. Gene Ontology annotation, cellular component: chloroplast. NCBI's taxonomy places the organism in Eukaryota, Viridiplantae, Streptophyta, Magnoliopsida, Brassicales, Brassicaceae. Bases 11 to 490 code for a protein of 159 amino acids. The record is from RefSeq and is marked reviewed.
GAGUGAAUCCAUGGCCAGUCGACCUCUCAUCUCUCUGCAACUUCUUUCUUCUUCUUCUUCAUCUUCCUCGUUAAAACCAACAACAAAACUUCUCUUCUUUCAUAAACCUGAACUAAUUAGCCACCACCAUAGAAACCGUAACAAGUUGUCACGGACAAGUGUUCAUCAACACUCAGCUAAUCUCAUCAUUCACCCUUCUGUUCUUUUCCUAAGUAGCGCCUUCGAUGGCGGUGGAGGAUUCAUCGAUACACAGACUUUUAUUGUCACCAUUAGUCUCGUUGUAGCCAUUGCUCUCUCACUAUUCCUCGGCUUCAAGGGAGAUCCAGUUCCUUGUGAGAGAUGUGGUGGAAACGGCGGAACGAAAUGUGUAUUUUGCCUAGAAGGGAAGAUGAAGGUGGAAUCUGGCAUGGUUGAUUGCAAAGUCUGCAAAGGUUCAGGUUUGAUUUUUUGCAAGAAAUGUGGAGGUUCCGGAUAUUCUCGCCGUUUAUAAGAAGUCCUUACUAUUUUCAAUAUUUACAUUGGUCCUUUGGACUAUGAUGAUAUACUUUCUAACUUGUUUAUAGUCAUAUAACAAAACUGUGAUGCAUUUUCUUGUUUAAUUGUCAUCCACAGUUUUUGUUACAUCGGUUCAAAUACGAGUAAGUGAUUGUUAAUUACUAAAGAAAUAGUUUCCUAGACAAAAUUAUAAGGCAAGUUGAUUCAAGGUACAAAAGAUGUAAUUCAUGAGCUUAGUGAUGUUUUAGUUUUCACACUACAAAACUAAAAUUAGUGAACACUACAAACC